AUGGAGGACAUCUAUGGUCGUGGGCCACCACAGAACGUGACAGUGACUGCAGGUGUGACAAGUCUCACUGUGUCAUGGUAUGCACCUGAUAAACCUCCUCCCUACUACAUCGUGAAUAUUGAUAAUAGACACCAAGAAACACAACGAACCUUAGUCGUCUUUAAUAAUUUACAACCUUGUACAUCGUAUGAUAUAUUUUCGGUAUCUGUGUACGAGGGCGAGUCAUACCUGACCUAUGACAGCGGUAGAACACUGGACUCAGUGCCGCCGCCACCACAAAGUUGCUGGUUUGAUAACAUCACAAGCACAACUAUGACGUUGUACUGGCAAGACGUAGAUUUUGCCUGUCCAAUUAUCAGCCACAACAUCAGCUUGUCAUGGGACGUCUUGUGGAGUGAUGACGUUGGUUCAGAUAUCACUAACACCACCAUCACGGGUGACUACAUCACACUGCUCGGCAUUCCUCCCUAUACCAACGUCACAGCACAAGUUGCAGCUGUUACAGAUGUUGGUUAUGGUCCCUCCACAAGUUGCUGGAAUGUUACAUCUCAGGAUGGUAAGUUUACAUUGUCUAAUUUUGAUAAUGUAUUUCAUAUUAAAAUGAUUGUAAUUAUAGAAGACAAUGGACAUCAAAAAUACUUUGAUCUGCAACUUAGAUAAAUAUAAGUGUUCUUAUGUAAUAU
This is a messenger RNA of Cherax quadricarinatus, 683 nucleotides long. Lineage: Eukaryota; Metazoa; Arthropoda; Malacostraca; Decapoda; Parastacidae. The record is from RefSeq and is a predicted model, not a curated record.